Molecule: messenger RNA, 21606 nt
Organism: Equus quagga
Lineage: Eukaryota; Metazoa; Chordata; Mammalia; Perissodactyla; Equidae
Gene: OBSCN
Product: obscurin, cytoskeletal calmodulin and titin-interacting RhoGEF
Exons: 96
Coding region: 180-21491 (7103 amino acids)
Biological process (GO): protein phosphorylation
Molecular function (GO): protein kinase activity; protein binding; guanyl-nucleotide exchange factor activity
Source: RefSeq, a predicted model, not a curated record
UCGUCCCCGUCCAGUCUGAGGACCGGCCGGAGUGCAGGCUGCUGGGUGGGAGCCGUGUCAGUCCUGGGCCACAGGAGGGAGGUGAGACCUGGUGGCCUCUGCCCCACCGUCUGAGCCCCCGGCCUGGGCGUCCGCCUGGAGCCCCCGUAGAGACAGGUACACCCGCCCCCACCAUCACUAUGGAUCACUCAUUCAGCGGCGCGCCCCGCUUCCUGACCCGGCCCAAGGCCUUCGUAGUGUGCGUAGGCAAGGAUGCCACGCUGAGCUGCCAGAUCGUGGGCAACCCCACGCCGCAGGUGAGCUGGGAGAAGGACCGGCAGCCAGUGGAGGCGGGCGCUCGCUUCCGCCUGGCCCAGGACGGUGACCUGUACCGCCUCACCAUCCUGGACCUGGCGCUCGGCGACAGCGGGCAGUACGUGUGCCGCGCACGCAAUGCCAUAGGCGAGGCCUUCGCGGCCGUCGGCUUGCAGGUGGACGCUGACGCCGCGUGCGCCGAGCAGGCGCCUCACUUCCUGCUGCGGCCCACAUCCAUCCGCGUGCACGAGGGCGCCGACGCCACCUUCCGCUGUCGCGUGCGCGGCUCGCCGCCCAUGGCCGUAAGCUGGGCCAAGGAUGGACGGCGCCUGGGCGCGCCCGACGCCCCCCGAGUGCGCGUGGAAGCGAGCGGAGAGGCCAGCGCACUGCGCAUCCAGGCUGCGCGGCCGCACGACGAAGGCACCUACACGGUGCACGCCGAGAACCCGCUGGGCGCAGCCAGCGCUGCAGCCGCGCUCACAGUGGACGCGGAUGCCGACGCGGCCGGCCCGCCCGGGACCUCCACCGCCGCGCUCCUGGCGCACCUGCAGCGGCGGCGUGAGGCCAUGCGCGCCGAGGGCGCCCCAGCCUCACCGCCUGGCUCUGGCACGCGCACCUGCACGGUGACUGAGGGCAAGCACGCGCGCCUCAGCUGCUACGUGACAGGCGAGCCCAAGCCUGAGACCGUGUGGAAGAAGGAUGGGCAGCUGGUGGCUGAGGGCCGGCGCCACUUGGUGUACGAGGACGCGCAGGAGAACUUCGUGCUCAAGAUCCUCUUUUGCAAGCAGUCGGACCGCGGCCUGUACACCUGCACGGCGUCCAACCUCGUGGGCCAAACCUACAGCUCCGUGCUGGUCGUCGUGCGAGAGCCCACCGUGCCCUUCAGGAAGCGGCUGCAGGACCUGGAGGUGCAGGAGAGGGAGUCGGCCACGUUCCAGUGCGAGGUGCCGCUGCCAGCCACGGAGGCCGCGUGGUUCAAAGAGGAGACGCGGCUGCGGGCGAGCGCCAAGUACGGCAUCGAGGAGGAGGGCACGGAGCGCAGGCUGACGGUGCGCAACGUCUCUGCCGACGACGACGCCGUGUACAUCUGCGAGACGGCCGAGGGCAGCCGCACGGUGGCCGAGCUGGCGGUGCGAGGCAACCUCACCCGAAAGCUCCCGCGGAAGACGGUGGUGCGAGUCGGGGACACGGCCAUGUUCUGCGUGGAGCUGGCCAGGCCUGAGGGCCCCGUCCGCUGGCUGCGGAACCAGGAGGAGGUGGUGGCUGGGGGCCGCGUGGCCAUCACUGUGGAAGGCACAUGCCACACGCUGACCAUCUCCCGGUGCAACCUGGACGACAUGGGCGAGGUGGCCUUCGUGGCUGGGGACUGCCGCACAUCCACCCAGUUCUGUGUGUCGGCCCCUAGGAAGCCACCCCUGCACGCCCCUGAGGCCCCGGUGGUGAAGGCCAGGACGGAGAGCUCUGUGACCCUUGGCUGGUCCCCACCGCCCCAUGGGGACCGCCCUGUCACCAUUGACGGCUACCUGGUGGAAAAGAAGCGACUCGGGGCCUACACCUGGAGCCGGUGCCACGAGGCCGAGUGGGUGGCCACACCCGAGCUGACGGUGGCCAGCGUGGCUGAGGAGGGGGACUUCCAGUUCCGGGUGUCAGCUGUAAACAGCUUUGGCCAGAGCCCCUACCUCGAGUUCCCGGGGACUGUCCACUUGGCCCCCCAGCUGGCCGUGAGGACGCCUCUGAAGGCAGUGGAGGCAGUGGAGGGUGGCGAGGCGACCUUCUCGGUGGACCUCACCCUGGCCUCGGUGGGUGAGUGGUUCCUGAACGGGCAGCCCCUGAAGGCCAGCAGCGUGUAUGUGAUCCGCAGCGACGGCGCCCGGCACACUCUCACCAUCCGCUCAGUGCCCGCCAGCCUGCACGGCGCUGAGCUCAAGUUUGUGGCCAAUGGCAUCGAGAGCACCAUCCGCAUGGAGGUCCGAGCGGCCCCAGGGCUGACCACCAAGCCUCCAACAACAGCUGCUCGGGAGGUGCUGGCCCGGCUGCAUGAGGAGGCGCAGCUCCUGGCUGAGCUGUCGGACCAGGCCGCGGCCGUGACAUGGCUCAAGGAUGGCCGUGCGCUGCCCCCGGGCCCCAAGUAUGAGGUGCAGGCGUCGGCCGGGCAGUGGGCCCUGCUGGUGAAGGACGUGGCCCGAGACGACGCCGGGCUGUAUGAGUGCAUCAGCCGCGGGAGCCGCAUCGCGUACCAGCUGUCCGUACAAGGCCUCACGUCCUUUCUGCACAAGGACACAGUGGGCGGCCACGUGGAUGCCGUGGCUGGGGGUCCAGCCUGCUUUGAGUGUGAGACGUCGGAGGCCCACGUGCGCGUGCGCUGGUACAAGGAUGGGGCCGAGCUUGGUGGCUUGGGCCAGCGCUUCUCGCAGGAGGACGUGGGCACGCGGCACCGGCUGGUGGUGGCCUCUGUCACCAGGCAGGACGAGGGAACCUAUUCAUGCCGUGUGGGCGAGGACUCCGUGGACUUCCGGCUGCGUGUCUGUGAGCCCACGAUGGUGUUUGCCAAGGAGCAGCCAGCCCGCAGGGAGGUGCAGGCUGAGGCGGGGGCCAGCGCCACACUGAGCUGCGAGGUGGCCCAGGCCCAGACGGAGGUGACGUGGUUCAAGGACGGGAAGAAGCUGAGUGAGAGCUCGAAAGUGCACGUGGAGGCCAAGGGCUGCACCCGGCGGCUGGUGGUGCAGCAGGCGGGGAAGGCAGACGCCGGGGAGUACAGCUGCGAGGCCGGGGGCCAGAAGGUCUUCUUCCGCCUGGAUGUCACAGAGCCCACAGUGGUGUUUGCCAAGGAGCAGCUGGCGCACAGCCAGGUGCAGGCUAAGGCGGGGGCCAGCGCCACUCUGAGCUGCGAGGUGGCCCAGGCCCAGACAGAGGUGACAUGGUUCAAGGAUGGGAAGAAGCUGAGUGCGAGCUCGAAAGUGCAUGUGGAGGCCAAGGGCUGCACCCGGCAGCUGGUGGUGCAGCAGGCAGGGAAGGCGGACGCUGGGGAGUACAGCUGUGAGGCUGGGGGCCAGAAGGUCUCCUUCCGCCUGGAUGUCACAGAGCUGGAGCCUGAGCCACCAGCCCUGGAGAGACCCGGCCGCAGGGAGCCUCUGGUGGUCAGGGAACACGAGGACAUCGUCCUGACGGCCACGCUGGCCACACCCUCUGUGGCCGCGGUGACGUGGCUCAAGGAUGGCGUGGAGAUUCGCCGCAGCAAGCGGCACGAGAUGGCCAGCCUGGGGGACACCCACACCCUGACCUUGCGCGGUGCGCAGACCAUGGACAGCGCCGUCUACAGCUGCCGCGUGGGCGCGGAGGCGCAGGACUUCCCAGUGCAGGUGGAAGAGGUGGCCACCAAGUUCUGCCGGCCCCUGGAGCCCGUGCGCGGGGAUCUGGGCGGCACGGUGACGCUGGCCUGCGAGCUGAGCCCGGCGCAGGCCGAGGUGGUGUGGCGGUGCGGGAGCACGGAGCUCCGGGCCGGCAAGCGCUUCCAGAUGGCGGCCGCGGGGUCCCGGCGCUCGCUCACGGUGUCGGGCCUGCGGGCUGAGGACGCGGGAGAGUACGUGUGCGAGAGCCGCGACGACCGCACCAGCGCGCGGCUCACCGUCAGCGUGCCCCGCGAGGUCAAGUUCACGUCCGGGUUGAGCGCCGUGGUUGCGGAGGAGGGCCGCGAGGCCACCUUCCAGUGCGUGGUGACCCCCGCGGACGCGGCGGUCACGUGGUUCCGGGACGGCGCGCAGCUGCAGCCCAGUGAGAAGGUUGUCAUAUCACAGAGCGGCGGCAGCCACAGCCUGACCAUCUCGGGCCUGGUCCUGCAGGAUGCCGGCCAGAUCACCGCCGAGGCUGAGGGCGUCACGUCCGCCGCUGCCCUCCGAGUCCGAGAGGCUCCAGUGCUGUUCAGGAAGAAGCUGGAGCCGCAGACGGUGGAGGAGCGGAGCUCGGUGACCAUGGGGGUGGAGCUGACGCGGCCAUGGCCCGACGUCAAGUGGACACGCAAUGCCGCGGUCCUGGCGCCGGGCAAGAACCUGGCGAUCCACGCCCAGGGCGAGAGUCACUGCUUGGUCAUCCAUAGUGUGGGCUUCGCUGACCGCGGCUUCUAUGGCUGUGAGACACCGGAUGACAAGACGCAAGCCAAGCUCACGGUGGAAAUGCGCCAGGUCCGGCUUGUGCGGGGCCUGCAGGAGGUGGAGGCACGGGAGCAGGGCACGGCCACCAUGGACGUGGAGCUGUCGCACACCGACGUGGAAGGCAGCUGGACGCGCGACGGCCUGCGGCUGCAGCCGGGGCCCACGUGCCAAAUGGCAGUGCGUGGCCCUACCCACACCCUCACGCUCUCGGGGCUGCGGCCGCAGGACAGCGGCCUCGUCGCCUUCAAAGCAGAGGGCGUGCAUACAUCCGCACGGCUCACGGUUAUGGAGCUGCCGGUCAGAUUCACGCGCCCGCUCCAGGACGUCGUGGCCACAGAGAAGGACAAGGUGACCCUGGAGUGUGAGCUGUCUCGCCCCAACGUGGACGUGCGCUGGCUGAAGGACGGCGUGGAGCUACAGGUGGGCAAGACGGUGGGCGUGAUGGCCCAGGGUGCCUGUAGGAGCCUCAUCAUUUACCGGUGUGAGCUUGGAGACCAGGGCGUGUAUGUGUGUGAUGCCCACGACGCCCAGAGCUCGGCCUCCUUGAAGGUGCAAGGCCGCAACGUCCAGAUUGUGAGGCCCCUGGAGGACGUGGAGGUGAUGGAGAAGGAGGGCGCCAGCUUCUCCUGCGAGGUCUCCCACGACGAGGUGCCCGCCCAGUGGUUCCGGGAGGGCAGUAAGCUUCGUCCCAGUGACAAUGUGCGCAUCCGCCAAGAAGGAAGGACAUACAUUCUUGUCUACCGGAGGGUACUGGCCGAAGACGCAGGGGAAAUCAAAUUUGUGGCGGAAAAUGCAGAAUCGCGAGCUCAGCUCAGAGUGAAAGAGCUGCCAGUGGCCAUCCUGCGCCCACUGCGGGACAAGAUCGCCAUGGAGAAGCACCGCGGCGUGCUCGAGUGCCAGGUGUCUCGGGCCAGCGCCCAGGUGCAGUGGUUCAAGGGCAGCGCAGAAUUGUGUCCUGGGCCCAAGUACGAGAUGGUCAGCGAUGGGCUCUACCGCAAGCUCGUCAUCAACGACGUGCAGCCCGAGGACGAGGACACCUACACCUGCGAGGCUGGCAAUGUGAAGACCAGCGCACAGUUCUUUGUGGAAGAGCAAUCCAUCACCAUCGUGCGGGACCUGCAGGACAUGACGGUGAUGGAGCCCGCCCCUGCCUGGUUCGAGUGUGAGAUUUCCAUCCCCUCGGUGCGGCCGCCCAAGUGGCUCCUGGGGAAGACGGUGCUGCAGGCAGGCGCGGACGUGGGCGUGGAGCAGGAGGGCACUGUGCACCGGCUGACCCUGCGGCGCACCUGCUCCACGAUGACCGGGCCGGUGCACUUCACCAUCGGCAAGUCGCGCUCCACCGCGCGCCUUGUGGUAUCAGACAUCCCUGUGGUGCUCACGCGGCCGCUGGAGCCCAAAGCGGGACGCGAGCUGCAGUCAGUGGUCCUCUCCUGCGACUUCAAGCCGCCCCCCAAGGCCGUGCAGUGGUACAGAGGGGACACGCCCCUGGCGCCGUCCCACAAGUUCAAGAUGAGGCUGGAGGGGCACAUGGCGGAGCUGCGCGUCCUGCGGCUCACGCCCGCCGACGCCGGCGUGUACCGAUGCCAGGCCGGCAACGCCCAGAGCAGCGCCGAGGUCACCGUGGAGGCGCGCGAGGUGACAGUGACGCAGCCGCUGCAGGACGCGGAGGUCACGGAGGAGGACCGCGCCUGCUUCUCCUGCGAGCUGUCCCACGAGGACGAGGAGCUGGAGUGGUCGCUCAAUGGGACGCCCCUAUACAACGACAGCUUCCACGAGAUCACUCACGAAGGCCACCGCCACACGCUGGUGCUGAAGCGGGUCCGGCGGGGGGACGCGGGCAUCGUGCGCGCCUCUUCCCCCAAGGUGACGGCCACUGCCCGCCUAGAGGUCAAAGCGAAGCCGGUGGUGUUCCUGAAAGCGCUGGAUGAUGUGUCUGCGGAGGAGCGAGGAACGCUGACCCUGCAGUGCGAGGUCUCCGACCCCCAGGCCCGCGUGGUGUGGCUCAAGGAUGGCGUGGAGCUGGGCCCCAGCGACAAAUACGACUUCCUGCACACGGCGGGCACACGCGGGCUCGUAGUGCACGAUCUGAGCCGGGACGACGCGGGCCUGUACACUUGCGACUUGGGCACCGACGAGACCCGCGCGCGCGUCAAUGUGCACGACCUGCACGUGGGCAUCACCAAGAGGCUGAAGACGGUGGAAGUGCAGGAGGGCGAGAGCUGCAGCUUCGAGUGUGUCCUGUCCCACGAGAAUACCAGUGAUACGGCUGUGUGGACCGUCGGUGGGAAGACCGUGGGCAGCUCCGGCCGCUUCCAGGCCACACGCCAGGGCCGCAAGUACACCCUGGCUGUGCGAGAUGCCGUGCUAAGUGACGCCGGGGAGGUGGUCUUCUCUGUGCAGUGCCUCACCUCCAAGGCCGCACUCAUCGUCAGAGAGAGGCCGGCAGACAUCGUGAAGCCCUUGGAAGACCAGCGGGCUGCACCAGGUGAGGAUGUGGUGCUGAGCUGCGAGCUGUCGCAGGCUGGCACCCCGGUGCGCUGGCUGAAGGACGGGAAGGCCAUUCGCAAGAGUCAGAAGUAUGAGCUGCUCGUUGAAGGCACAAGGGCCAUGCUGGUUGUGCAUGCGGCCUCGCUCAAGGACUCGGGCGAGUACAUGUGCGAGACUGAAGCUUCCAAGAGCACAGCCAGCCUCCGCGUGGAAGAAGCAGCGAACCGGUUCACAGAGGAGCUGGCUGACCUGCAGCUGGAGGAGAAGGGCACGGCUGUGUUCAUGUGUAGGACGGAGCGGCCUGCGGCUGCGGUGACCUGGCGCAAAGGCCUCACAGAGCUUCGCCCCUCGGGGAAGCACACGCCCAGCCAGGAGGGCCUGACCUUGAGGCUCACCAUCAGCACCCUGGAGAAGGCAGACAGUGACACCUACACCUGUGACAUUGGCCAGGCCCGGUCCCAGGCCCGGCUCCAGGUGCAAGGCCAGCGGGUGCUCAUCACGGAGGACCUGGAGGACGUGGAGGUGCGGGAGGGCUCCUCAGCCACCUUCUGCUGCCGGAUCUCCCCUGCUGACUAUGGGCCUGUCCACUGGUUCCUGGACAAGACCCCUCUCCAGGCCAACGAGCUCAACGACAUCGAGGCCCAGCCAGGAGGCUACCACGUGCUGACCCUGCGGCAGCUCACGCUCAAGGACUCGGGCACCGUCCACUUCGAGGCAGGUGACCAGCGGGCCUCAGCUGCCCUGCGGAUCACAGAGAAGCCAAGUGCCUUCUCCCAGGAGCUCGUGGAUGCCUCGGUCACAGAGGGGGAGGAUCUGACCCUCGUCUGUGAGACCGUCACUCCAGACAGCCCUGUGUGCUGGACCAAGGAUGGAAAGGUGCUGCGGUCGUCAGCCCGCUGCCGGUUGACCUACGAGGGCCGCCAGGCCCAGCUGGUCAUCACUGGCGCCACCCUGCAGGAUGGCGGGCGCUAUAAGUGUGAGGCCGGGGGUGCCUGGAGCAGCUCCAUCGUCAGGGUCCAUGCUCGGCCGGUGCGGUUUCGGGAGGGGCUGAAGGACGUGGAGGUGCUGGAGGGCGGCGCUGUGACACUGCGUUGCACAUUGUCGUCCGUGGCUGCGCCUGUGGAGUGGCGCCGUGGAGAUGAGGUUCUGCGGUCAGGAGGCAAGUUCACUCUGCGGCAGGAGGGCACCAUGCUGGAGCUGGUGGUCCGGGACCUGAGGCCCCAGGACAGCGGGCAGUACUCCUGCUGCUUCGGGGACCAGACAACCACGGCCGUGCUCACUGUGAAGGCUCUGCCUGCUGAGUUCAUAGGAAGACUGAGAAGCAAGGAAGCUGUGGAAGGGGCCACAGCCACACUGCGCUGUGAGCUGAGCAAGGCGGCCCCCGUGGAGUGGAGGAAGGGCUCUGAGACCCUCAGAGCCGGGGACAGAGUCAGCCUGAGGCAGGACGGGGCUGUGUGUGAGCUGGAGAUCCGUGGCCUGGCCGUGGCGGACGCCGGGGAGUACUCAUGUGUGUGUGGGCAGGAGAGGACCUCGGCCACGCUGACCGUCAGGGCCCUGCCUGCCAAGUUCACCAAGGGUCUGAGAAAGGAAGAGGCCACAGAGGGGGCCACGGCCACACUGCGCUGUGAGCUGAGCAAGGUGGCCCCCGUGGAGUGGAGGAAGGGCUCUGAGACCCUCAGAGCUGGGGACAGAGUCAGCCUGAGACAGGACGGGGCCGUGUGUGAGCUGGAGAUCCGUGGCCUGGCCGUGGCGGACGCCGGGGAGUACUCGUGCAUGUGCGGGAAGGAGAGGACCUCGGCCACGCUGACCGUCAAGGCCCCACAGGUGGUGUUCAGGGAGCCGCUGCAGAGCCUGCAGGCUGAGGAGGGCGCCAUGGCCAGCCUGUGGUGCGAGCUGUCAGAGCCCAGCGCCACCGUGGUCUGGAGCAAGGGCGGCCUGGAGCUGCAGGCGGAUGGGCGCCGGGAGCCGCAGCAGCGGGGCCACAGGGCAGAGCUGGUGCUGCGGGACGUGCGCCGGGAGGACGCGGGCGAGUACACCUGCACCUGUGGCUCCCAGGCCACCAGUGCCACCCUCACUGUCACAGCUGCGCCUGUGCGGUUCCUCCGGGAGCUGCAGGCCCAGGAGGUGGAUGAGGGUGCGACAGCGCACCUGCGCUGCGAGCUGAGCCACGCAGGUGCCAGCGUGGAGUGGCGCAAGGGCUCCCUGCAGCUCUUCCCCUGCGCCAAGUACCAGAUGGUGCAGGAGGGCAAGGUCGCUGAGCUGCGGGUGCGUGGCGCUGAGCAGGAGGACGCCGGCCGCUACACCUGUGACACGGGCCACGCGCAGAGCACAGCCAGUCUCUCGGUCCAUGCCCUCAGGCCCGCAUUCGAGACGGAGCUGCAGAGCGUGGAGCAGGAGGCAGGUGGCGUGGCCCGGCUGCGCUGCGAGCUGAGCACAGCGGAGCCUGGGGCCCCUGUGCGGUGGCUCAAGGAGGGCGAGGAGCUGCACGGGAGCCCCAAGUUCGAGAUGCGGCGCCAGGGGGCUGUGUGCGAGCUGCUGAUCCACGGGCUCGAGGCCAAGGACACGGGCGAGUAUGCCUGCGUGGUGGCUGGCCAGAAGACCUUGGCCUCCGUCAGGGUCGGAGAGCCGGAGGUGACCAUCGUGCGGGGUCUGAUCGAUGCCGAGGUGCAGGCCCACGGGGACGUGGACUUCAGCUGCGAGGUGUCUCGGGCCGGGGCUACGGACGUGCAGUGGCGCCUGCAGGGCCUGCCGCUGCAGAGCAAUGAGGUGACAGAUGUGGCUGUGCGUGGCUGCACCCACAUGCUCCGGCUGAGGGGCGUGACGCCCGAGGACGCAGGCACUAUCUCCUUCCACGUGGGCCGCCACACAUCCUCUGCCCAGCUCACCGUCCGAGCUCCUGAGGUGACCAUCGUGGAGCCCCUGCAGGACGUGCAGCUCAGUGAGGGCCAGGAUGCCCACUUCCGGUGUCGGCUGUCCAGGGCCUUGGGCCAGGAGGCUCGCUGGGCCCUGGGAGGGGUGCCCCUGCAGGCCAACGAGAUGAAUGACAUCACGGUGGAGCAAGGCACCCUCCACUUGCUCACCCUGCACAAGGUGACUCUCGAGGACGCUGGAACCAUCAGUUUCCAAGUGGGUUCGUGUAGCUCAGAGGCCCAGUUGAAGGUCACAGAGGCAGCACCAUACCUGGUACGAGGCUUGCAGAACGUGGACGUCUUUGCGGGGGAGGUGGCCACAUUCUCCUGCGAGGUGUCCCGUGCGGGUGGGCCAGAGGCCCGCUGGUGGCUGGAUGGGACCCUGCUGCAGGACGGCCCCCAGAGUGCCAUCUCCGUGCGUGACGGCACCUUCCACUCCCUCGAGCUCUCGGGUCUGGGGGUCGCCGACUCGGGCACUGUCACCUACCGUGCGGGGCCCCUGGUCUCUACGGCCAAGUUGUUGGUCAAAGAUCCCGUGGUGGAGGUGGUCAGUGCCAUGCAGGACCUGGCGGUGGAGGAGGGUGGCCCGGCCGAGCUCCUCUGCCAGUACUCACGGCCGGUGCAGGCCACGUGGAAGAUGGACGAGCAGGAGGUGCGGGCUGACGGGCACCGCGUCAUCAUAGAGCAGGACUGGACGGUGGCCAGGCUGUCCUUCCGGCCGGCCUUGCCCUGCGACAGCGGCAUCUAUUCUUGUGAGGCCGCGGGCACCCGUGUGGUGGCCCUGCUGCAAGUGGAAGCCAAGAACACGGUGGUGCGCGGCCUGGAGAACGUGGAAGCGCCCGAGGGCGGCGAGGCGCUGUUCGAGUGCCAGCUGUCCCGUCCCGAGGUGGCUGCCCACACCUGGCUGCUGGACGACGAGCCGGUGCGCACCUCCGAGGACGCCGAGGUGGUCUACUUCGAGAACGGCCUGCGGCAUCUGCUGCUGCUCAAAAACCUGCGGCCGCAGGACAGCUGCCGGGUGACCUUCCUGGCGGGGGACGUGGUGACUUCGGCGUUCCUCACCGUCAAAGGCUGGCGCCUGCAGGUCCUGGAGCCCCCGCGGGACGCGGCCGUCCCGGCUGGGGGGCAGGCCCGCUUCAGCUGCGCGCUCAGCGAGGCGGUGCCCGUGGGCGAGGCCACCUGGUACGUGAACGGCGCGGCAGUGCAGCCGGACGAUGCCGACUGGACGGUCACAGCCGACGGCAGCCAGCACGCCCUGCUGCUGCACCGCGCCCGGCCGCACCACGCAGGCGAGGUCACCUUCGCCGCCCGGGACGCCGUGGCCUCCGCGCGGCUCACCGUGCUGGGCCUCCCCGACCCUCCCGAGGACGCCGAGGUGGUGGGGCGCAGCGGCCGCUCCGUGACGCUGUCCUGGGUGGCGCCCGCGAGCGACGGCGGCGGCGGUCUCUGCGGCUAUCGGGUGGAGAUGAAGGCGGCGGCCACGGGCGAGUGGCGGCUGUGCCACGAGCUGGUGCCGGGGCCCGAGUGUGUGGUCGACGGCCUGGCGCCCGGGGAGACCUACCGCUUCCGCGUGGCAGCCGUGGGCCCCGCGGGCGCCGGGGAGCCGGUGCACCUGCCCCAGAUGGUGAGGCUCGAGCCUCUGGAGCCCACGCCUGCGCCUGCGCCCACCGUUCCGGAGAGCCUGCAGGUGGCAGCCGGCGAGGAAGUGCGUCUGGAGUGCGAGGUCUCUGAGGCAGGGGAGGUCCUCUGGCUGAAAGGGAUGGAGCCCAUCCAGCCCAAUGGACGCUUCCAGGUUCUCACCCACGGUCAGCGGCAGACGCUAGUGAUCCGUGGCUUCUCCGCGGAGGACCAGGGCGAGUACCGCUGUGGCACUAUCCAAGGACCGGCCUCCACCGAGGCUGCUGCCUUCCAGGUGGUGCUGACCCCGGGAUCAGGGGAUGAGGCCCCUAUGCAGCCCAGCCUGCCCCCUGAGGCAGCCCAGGAGGGUGACCUGCACCUGCUGUGGGAGGCCCUGGCCCGGAAGCGCCGUAUGAGCCGUGAGCCCACGCUGGACUCCAUCAGCGAGCUGCCGGAGGAGGAUGGACGCCUGCAGCGCCAGCGGCAGGAGGCAGAGGAGGUGGCCCCGGACCUCUCCGAGGACUACUCCACGGCUGACGAGCUGACACGCACUGGCGAGGCUGAUCUCUCGCAUACCAGCUCUGAUGACGAGUCCCGGGCGGGCACUCCUUCCCUGGUUACCUACCUCAAGAAGGCUGGGAGGGCUGGCCCCUCACCACUGGCCAGCAAGGUUGGGGUCCCAGAAGCCCCGUCUGAGAAGCCGCAGAAGCAGCAGGAGCAGCCGGCCACAGUGUGCCCACCGCCAGGAGAGCUGAGGGUGGAGGACCUGGGUGCCCCAUCCAUGGACCAGGCAGCUGUGAAGAUCCAGGCUGCCUUCAAGGGCUACAAGGUCCGGAAGGAGCUGAAGCAGCAGGAGGGGCCUGUGUUUUGCCGCACAUUUGGGGAUGUUGAGGCACAGGUGGGGGAUGUCCUGCGUCUGGAGUGUGUGGUGUCCAGCAAGGCGGACAUGCAUGCCCGCUGGCUCAAGGAUGGUGUGGAGCUGACUGACGGCCGGCACUACCACAUCGACCAGCUUGGGGACGGCACCUGCUCUCUGCUGGUCGCUGGCCUGGGCCAUGCGGACGCUGGCCACUACACCUGUCAGGUGAGCAGCAAGUUUGGCCACGUGUCCCACAGCGCCCGCGUGGUGGUCAGCGGGACGGAGAGCGAGGCCGAGAGUUCCUCCGGGGGCGAGCUGGACGAUGCCUUCCGCCGGGCCGCCCGGCGGCUGCACCGCCUCUUCUGCACCAAGGGCUCGGCCGAGGUUUCAGAUGAAGAGAUCUUCCUCAGUGCGGACGAGGGCACCGCAGAGCCUGAGGAGCCUGGGGACUGGCAGACCUACCAUGAAGACGAGCACUGCAUCUGCAUCCGCUUUGAGGAGGUUGCUGAGGCCCAGCAGGCGGCCGCCCGCUUCCAGGAGAUGUUUGGCACGAUGGGCAUCGGAGUGGACAUCAGCCUCUUGGAACAGAGGCCUCGUGGGGUGGAGAUGCGCAUUGGCAGGGUGGCCCCAGCCCCUGCAGCACCUCCGGAGCCAGUGCCCAGCUUGCUGACCCCAGAGGCUGCCCCCGUGUUCCUGACCGAGCUGCAGAAUCAGGAGGUGCUGGACGGGUACCCUGUGAGCUUCGACUGUGUGGUGACGGGCCAGCCGGUGCCCAGUGUGCGCUGGUUCAAGGAUGGGAGGGUGCUGGAGGAGGAUGACCACUACAUGAUCAGUGAAGACCAGCAGGGUGGCCACCAGCUCAUCAUCACAGCUGUGGUGCCGGCAGACAUGGGCGUCUACCGUUGCCUGGCCGAGAACAGUGCAGGCGUGUCCUCCACCAAGGCAGAGCUCCGCGUGGACCUGACCAGCACAGACUAUGAGACGGCCGCUGAUGCUACCGAGACGUCAUCCUACUUCAGCGCCCAAGGCUACCUGUCCAGCCGCGAGCAGGAGGGCACGGAGUCCUCAGAGGAGGGGCAGCUGCCCCAGGUGGUGGAGGAGCUGAAAGACCUCCAAGUGGCCCCUGGCACUCGCCUGGCCAAGUUCCAACUCAAAGUCAAAGGCUACCCAGCCCCCCGCCUGUACUGGUUCAAAGAUGGGCAGCCCCUGACGGCGUCUGCGCACAUCCGCAUGGCUGACAGGAAGACCCUGCACACCCUGGAAAUCCUCUCGGUCACCAGCGAGGAUGCCGGCCAGUACUCGGCCUAUAUCAGCAACACUGUGGGCGCCGCCUACUCGUCUGCUCGGCUGCUGGUCCGAGGCCCCAACGAACCAGAAGAGAAGCCGGCGUCUGAUGUGCAGCAACAGCUGGUGCCGCCCCGCUUCCUGGAGAAGUUCACCCCCAAGAAGGUGAAAAAGGGUGCCAGCAUCACCUUCUCCGUGAAGAUCGAAGGUCGCCCCACCCCGGCGGUGCACUGGCUGCGGGAGGAGGCCGGUGAGGGCGUGCUGUGGAUUGGCCGUGACACGCCAGGCUACACGGUGGCCAGCUCCGGGCAGCAGCACAGCCUGGUCCUGCUGGAUGUGGGCCGACAGCACCAGGGCUCCUACACCUGCAUCGCUAGCAAUGCUGCAGGCCAGGCCCUCUGCUCUGCCAGUCUGCAUGUCUCCGGCCUGUCCAAGGAGGCAGGGGCGGUGGAGGAGCAGGCCGGGGUGAAGGAGGCCCUCAUGUCCACCUUCCUGCAGGGGACCCAAGCCGUCUUUGCACAGAUGUCAGAAUCUGCAGGUUUCACAGACCUUGCCGGGCAGAGGAAAGGAGAGCCCCCGGUGAUGGAGGCCCGCAGCCACCUGUCCCUGGCUGAGGUGGGCACGGAGGAGUUCCUGCAGAAGCUGACCUCGCAGAUCACAGAGAUGGUGUCGGCCAAGAUCACGCAAGCCAAGCUGCAGGUGCCUGGAGGUGACAGCGAUGAGGAGUCCAAGACGCCAUCUGCGUCCCCCCGGCAUGGCCGUUCGCGCCCCUCCUCCAGUGUCCAGGAGUCAUCCUCAGAGUCAGAGGACGGGGACUCCCGGGGCGAGAUCUUUGACAUCUACGUGGUCACGGCUGACUACGUGCCCCUGGGGGCCGAGCAGGACGCCAUCUCACUACGGGAGGGCCAGUACGUGGAGGUGCUGGACUCGGCCCACCCGCUGCGCUGGCUCGUGCGCACCAAGCCCACCAAGUCCAGCCCCUCGCGGCAAGGAUGGGUAUCCCCUGCCUACCUGGACAAGCGGCUCAAGCUGUCACCCGAGUGGGGGCCUGCCGAGGCCCCUGAGUUCCCCGGGGAGGCUGUAUCUGAGGACGAGUACAAGACAAGGCUGAGCUCUGUCAUCCAGGAGCUGCUGAGCUCAGAGCAGGCCUUCGUCGGCAAGCUGCAGUUCCUGCAGAGCCACCACAUACGGCACCUGGACCGCUGCCCCCAUGCGCCCCCCGCCGUGGCCAGCCAGAAGGCUGUCAUCUUCCGCAACGUGCAGGACAUCAGCCACUUCCACAGCAGCUUCCUGCGGGAGCUGCAGAGCUGUGACACAGACGAUGACGUGGCCACGUGCUUCAUCAAGAACCAGGCGGCCUUUGAGAAGUAUCUGGAGUUCCUGGUGGGCCGAGUGCAGGCCGAGGCGGUGGUGGUCAGCACGGCCGUGCAGGACUUCUACAAGAAAUACACCGAAGAGGUGCUGUCGGCCGCAGACCCCUCACAGCCGCCCCCACCGCCCCUGCAGCACUUCCUGGAGCAGCCGGUGCAGCGUGUCCAGCAGUACCAGGCCCUGCUCAAGGAGCUGAUCCGCAACAAGGCGCGGAAUGGGCAGAACUGUGCACUGCUGGAGCAGGCCUAUGCCGUGGUGUCUGCCCUGCCCCAGCGUGCUGAGAACCAGCUGCAUGUGUCGCUCAUGGAGAACUACCCCGGCACCCUGGAGGCCCUGGGCGAGCCCAUCCGCCAGGGCCACUUCAUUGUGUGGGAGGGGGCGCCGGGCGCACGGAUGCCCUGGAAGGGCCACCACCGGCACGUCUUCUUGUUCCGCCACCACCUGGUCGUCUGCAAGCCCAGGCGGGACUCGCGCACUGAUACCUUCAGCUACGUCUUCCGGAACAUGAUGAAGCUGAGCAGCAUCGACCUGAACGACCAGGUGGAGGGGGACGACCGCGCCUUCGAGAUCUGGCACGAGCGGGAAGACUCGGUGCGCAAGUACCUGCUGCAGGCACGGACGGUCAUCACCAAGAACUCCUGGGUGAAGGAGAUCUGCGGCAUCCAGCAGCGUCUGGCCCUGCCCGUCUGGCGUCCCCCGGAUUUCGAAGAGGAGCUGGCUGACUGCACGGCCGAGCUGGGCGAGACGGUCAAGCUGGCCUGCCGUGUGACAGGCACACCCAAGCCCAUCGUCAGCUGGUAUAAAGACGGGAAGCCGGUAGAGGUGGACCCCCACCACAUCCUCAUCGAAGAUCCUGACGGCUCAUGCGCCCUCAUCCUGGACAACCUUACUGGCGUCGACUCUGGCCAGUACAUGUGCUUUGCAGCCAGUGCCGCUGGCAAUGCCAGCACCCUCGGCAAGAUCCUGGUGCAAGUCCCCCCGCGGUUUGUGAAGAAGGUCCGGGCAGUGCCCUUUGUGGAGGGAGAGGAUGCACAGGUCACCUGCACCAUUGAAGGCACCCCACACCCUCAGAUCAGGUGGUACAAGGAUGGAGCCCUCCUGACCCCCGGGGGCAAGUACCGGCCCCUGAGCGAUGCCCGCAGUGGCCUGCUGGUGCUGGAGAUCCGGGCGGCCAGCAAGGAGGACCUGGGCCACUAUGAGUGCGAGUUGGUGAACCGGCUGGGCUCCACACGGGGUGGGGCAGAGCUGUCCAUGCAGAGCCCGGCACUGCGGGCCCGGGAACAGCGCCGCAGGGAGCAGCUGGCUGCUGUGGAAGAUGCUGCUGUCCCACCCCCAGCUGCCCUGGAACAGGGAGACCAGGAGAUCACGUCAGUCCAGGGAAUACUGGUGUGCCCCGAGGCUGUGGGACCCUCUGCAGGGGACCAUGCUGGUCCAGGCCCUGGCCCUGGGGGGCCACCGGAGCUCCAGGAGGCUGGCCCCCCACCCCCAGGCAUGGAGGCUGCAGACACAUCUGCCGAGCCCCCUCUGAAGGUGCCGGAGCCCCUCCCUGACGCGGGCCUGGAGCAGGACUCAGGGGCCCAUGGUGCAGCCCAGGAACGCAUUGUGCCCAUCCGGAUGGAGGGCACAGUCUGGCCUGGGGCAGGCGCCGCAGAGCUCUGGGAUGUCCACAGUCACGUGUUCACGGAGACCACGCACCGGACAUACGUGUAUCAGACCAGCGACGCCGGUGCCACAAGGCCCCCGUCCAUGCAGGUAACCAUCGAGGACGUGCAGGCACAGACAGGCGGCACCGCGCAGUUUCAGGCGGUCAUCGAGGGCAGCCCACAGCCCACGGUGACCUGGUACAAGGACAGCACCCAGCUGGCAGACGACACCCGGCUCAGCCAGCAGCAGGAAGGGACUACAUACUCCCUGGUGCUGAGGGACGUGGCCCAGCAGGACGCCGGUGUGUACACCUGCCUGGCCCGAAAUGCUGGCGGCCAGGUUCUGUGCAAGGCGGAGUUGCUGGUCCAUGGGGGGGCUGAGCUGGACUCAGAGAAGCGAAGCUCCCGGAGGAGACUGCACUCCUUCUACGAGGUCAAGGAGGAGAUCGGCAGGGGUGUGUUUGGCUUCGUGAAGAGGGUGCAGCACAAGGGCAACCAGAUGUCAUUCGCCGCCAAGUUCAUCCCCCUGCGGAGCAGGACGCGAGCCCAGGCGUACCGCGAGCGGGACGUCCUGGCCAUGCUGAGCCACCCUCUGGUCACUGCGCUGCUGGACCAGUUUGAGACGCGCAAGACCCUGAUCCUCGUCCUGGAGCUGUGCUCGGCUGAGGAGCUGCUGGACCGCCUGUUCAAGAAGAGUGUGGUGACGGAGGCUGAGGUCAAGGUCUACAUCCAGCAGCUGGUGGAAGGGCUGCAGUACCUGCACAGCCAGGGCAUCCUCCACCUAGACAUAAAGCCCCCCAACAUCCUGAUGGUGCAUCCUGCCCGGGAAGACAUUAAAAUCUGCGACUUUGGCUUUGCCCAAAAAAUCACCCCGGCAGAGCCGCAGUACAGCAAGUAUGGCUGCCCUGAGUUCGUGUCACCCGAGAUCAUCCAGCAAACCCCCGUGAGCAAGGCCUCUGACAUCUGGGCCAUGGGGGUCAUCUCCUACCUCAGCCUGACUUGCUCAUCUCCAUUUGCUGGCGAGAGUGACCGAGCCACCCUCCUGAAUGUGCUGGAGGGACGGGUGUCCUGGAGCAGCCCGGUGGCUGCCCACCUCAGCCAGGAUGCCCAGGACUUUAUCAAGGCUGCCCUGCAGAGGGCCCCAGAGGCUCGCCCCAGUGCCACCAAGUGCCUGGCCCACCCCUGGUUCCUGAAGUCCGUGCCGGCCGAGGAGGCCCACUUCAUCAACACCAAGCAGCUGAAGUUCCUCCUGGCCCGCAGCCGGUGGCAGCGCUCCCUGAUGAGCUACAAGUCCAUCCUGGUGAUGCGCUCCAUCCCCGAGCUGCUCCAGGGCCCGCCGGACAGCCCGUCCCUCGGGGUGGCCCGGCACCUGCGCGGCGACGCCAGCGCCUCCUCCAGCAGCUCUUCCUCCUCCUCGGACAACGAGUUGGCGCCCUUCGCCCGGGCCAAGUCGCUGCCGCCCUCCCCGGUGACCCACUCCCCGCUGCUGCACCCCCGGGGCUUCCUGCGGCCGUCGGCCAGCCUACCCGAGGAGGCCGAAACCAGCCCGCCCGCCGCGGCCGCGCCCCCCGCCCCCUCGCCCCGGGGCGCCGAGCCGCCGGCCGCCUCGGCCUGCGUGCCCCGGCAGAGCGUCAUCCGCAGCCUGUUCUACCAGCAGGCGGGCGAGGGCGCGGAGCGCGGGGGCCUGGCCGCGGGAGGCAGGCGGCACCCGGCCCGGCGGCGGCACCUGCUCAAGGGCGGCUACUUCGCCAGCGCCGUGCCCGGUCUGCGCGAGCCGCUGCUGGAGCACCGCGCGCUGGAGGAGGCGGCGGCCCGGGAGGAGCAGGCCGUGCUGAUGGCCAAAGUGCCCUCCUUCGAGACCGCCCUGCGGCUGCCGGGCACCAGCGCCCGAGGGGCGCCCGGCCGCAGCCGCUCCCUGGACCUCGACUUGCCGCAAGGCGUUAGCUCUUCUGCUGAGGCCUGCCUGAAGGGGCAGUGUCCCACCCCCGCGGCCUCGGUCCUCCCUGUGUCCCCAGGGGAGAGUUCACCCCAAGGGGUCGCAGGAUCCAGGGAGACAGAGCAUCCAGAGGGGUCCCCACAGGGACUGAGACUGUUUCCGUCUACCAGUGGUGAAGUGGCUGGUGUUCAGCAAGAGGGGUUGUCCCAGGACAGCUGUGGGGGGCAGCAGGAGCCUUUCUUUCACCCCCAGUGCGGUCCUGCCCCCCAGGAGGGCUGCAAGCCCCCUGCAGCUGUUGUACCGCAAACUCCUGGCUCCUUCCCUCCAGGGCCGGGCCCAGACGCCCUCUCCGCACCCCGAAGCCCCUGCCUCUCGAGGGAACCCCAGGGCCCCCCAUCCCCAGCCCAAGCAAGCCCCCAGCCAGGCUCUAAAAGGGGGCUGGAGGACACCCCUCUCACUGGGAGACCCAGCUCCCCUGGCUCUGUAGGGCCAGCCUCCCCAGUGGGCUCUGAGGCUGGCCUCACCCUGGAUGCUGAGGACCAGGAGGCAGAGGGCCUCUCUGACUCUGAGCCCAGCCCACCACGGCCUCAGGAGCAGGCGACCACCCGAAAGUUCUCCCUGGGGCAGCAUGGGGGCUAUGCGGGUGUGGCAGGCUAUGGCACCUUUGCCUUUGGUGGGGACGCAGGAGGCAUGCUGGGGCAGGGCCCCCUAUGGGCCAGGAUGGCCUGGGCCACCUCUCAGUCCUCAGAGGAGCAGGAUGAGGCGGGGGCCAGCACAGCACCCCCACCUGAGGGUAGCGAGGCUCCCCCGAGGGCCUCCCCAGAGCUCACCUCCUGGGACGACUUGGGUGGGGGCUCCCAAGUGUCACUUGUGCAGAUCCGGGACCUGUCAGGGGACUCGGAAGCCGCUGACACUGUGUCCCUGGACAUCUCGGAGGUGGAGCCCGCCUACCUCAACCUGUCCGACUUGUAUGACAUCAAGUAUCUCCCAUUCGAGUUCAUGAUCUUCAGGAAGGUCCCCAAGCCAGAGCGGCCGCCCUCCCCUGAGUCUGAGGCUGGGGAGGAGCUGGCGGAGUUCCCGGAGGCCGCGUGGCCCUGGCCUGGCACGCUGGGCCCGUCAGCCAGCCUGGAGAUUACCGAGGAGCCAGAGACCAUGGAGGCCCUGCUGGGGGAGGCUGCUGGCAGCCGGAAGCGCAAGUGGUCACCCCCCUCCAGGGGCUUCUUCCACUUCCCCGGGAAGCACGUGCGGCUGGAGGAGCCCGUGGAGCUGGGUCUGCGCCGGAGGGUGAGGGCCUCGGUGGCCCACAUCUCCCGCCUCCUGAGGGGCAGGCCUGAAGGUCCCGAGAAGGAGAGUCCCCCCCGGAAGAAGGCAGGCCUGGCUUCUUUCCGGCUGUCAGGCCUGAAGAGCAGGGACCGAGCGCCAUCAUUCCUAAGGGAGCUUGUGGACGAAACGGUGGUCCUGGGCCAGUCUGUGACUCUUGCCUGCCAGGUGUCGGCCCAGCCAGCCGCACAGGCCACCUGGAGUAAAGAUGGGGCCGUCCUGGAGGGCAGCAGCCGCCUCCUCAUCUCCUCCACACUCAAGAACUUCCAGCUGCUGACUAUCCUGGUGGUGACGGCCGAGGACCUGGGCCUGUAUACCUGCAGCGUGAGCAACCCGCUGGGCACAGCGGCCACCUCAGCCGCGCUCCGGAAGGCAGAGCUCCCCUCGUCCUCCCCACGGCCAGACAUCGGGGAGGUGUACGCGGACAGGGUGCUGUUGGUCUGGAAGCCUGUGGAGUCGUACGGCCCCGUGACCUACAUUGUGCAGUGCAGCCUGGAAGGUGGCAGCUGGAGCACGCUGGCCUCAGAUGUCUUUGACUGCUGCUACCUCACCAGCAAGCUUUCUCGGGGUGGCCUGUACGCCUUCCGGACGGCCUGUGUCAGCAAGGCGGGCAUGGGCCCCUACAGCAGCCCCUCGGACCAGGUCCUCCUUGGGGGACCCAGCCACCUGGCCUCUGAGGAGGAGAGCGGCCCUGCCACGCCAGCCCAGCCCCUCCCCAGCACGCAGACCUUCGCCUUCCAGACGCAGAUCCGAAGGGGCCGCUUCAGCGUGGUGCGCCAGUGUCGGGAGAAGGCCAGCGGCCGCGCGCUGGCCGCCAAGAUCGUGCCCUACCGCCCCGAGGACAGAACGGCCGUGCUGCGAGAAUACGAGGCCCUCAAGAGCCUGCGCCACCCCCAUCUGGCCCAGCUUCACGCCGCCUACCUUAGCCCCCGGCACCUGGUCCUCAUCUUGGAGCUGUGCUCCGGGCCAGAGCUGCUCCCCUGCCUGGCCGAGAGGACCUCCUACUCGGAAUCGGAGGUGAAGGACUACCUGUGGCAGAUGCUGAGUGCCGCCCAGUACCUGCACGGCCAGCGCAUCUUGCAUCUGGACCUCAGGUCCGAGAACAUGAUUGUCACCGAGUACAACCUGCUCAAAGUGGUCGAUUUCGGCAACGCCCAGAGCCUCGCCGAGGAGAGGGUCCUGCCCUCGGAGGGGUUCAAGGACUACAUGGAGACCAUGGCUCCGGAGCUCCUGGAGGGCCAGGGGGCGGUCCCGCAGACGGACGUCUGGGCCAUAGGCGUGACGGCCUUCAUCAUGCUGAGCGCCGAGUACCCGGUGAGCAGCGAGGGGAUGCGCGACCUGCAAAAGGGCCUGCGCAAGGGGCUCAUCCGGCUGGGCCGCUGCUACGCGGGCCUGUCCGGGGGCGCAGUGGCCUUCCUCCGGAGCACUCUGUGCGCCCACCCCUGGGGCCGGCCGUGUGCGUCCAGCUGCCUGCAGUGCCCGUGGCUGACCGAGGAGGGCCCGGCCGGCUCCCAGCCCGCGGCCGUGACCUUCCCCACCACGCGUCUGCGCGCCUUCGUGCGCGAGCGCGAGAAGAGGCGGGCGCUGCUGUACAAGAAGCACCACCUGGCCCAGGCGCGCUGAGGCCUGGCCCUGCCGGCUGGGGUGUGGUCGGGGCCGCCCUGCUGGGCCACCCCUCAGCCUCCCCUCUAGGACUCGCUCCCUGUGCCCAGACACACCAAUAAAGAGCAGAACUGGA